AGAGAAGGGCAGAGAGAGAGUGAGAGAGAGAGGCUUUGCCUUUUCUGGUAGUUGAGACUUGGGGAACUCCAGGCAGGAAUUCUCGGCGAGAUAUAAACCAGAGUGGAUUUUGGUGGUCUAUAUUUGCCGGAGGACUGUGCAUGGACUUAAGUAAUUCUUAAGUAAGGUCACAGGAAGCUGCGAGUGAGGCACCAUGGAAGAGGACCUUGACCUGGAGCGCCGGCGGGAGGAGAGGAGGCAGAGGCGUGAGGAGAUGCGCCUGGAGGCAGAGAAGUAUAGCCAGGCCAUUGAGGAGGAUAGGGAGGCAAGGGAGCGCAGAAGGCAGGCCCGACAGGAGAGACUCCAAGAAUCCAGCGCCCUUGACUCAUCGAUCAUGGCCAUUCCGGAAGGGGGCAGCGAGGACGACCAGGCUCUGCUAGAGCGCAUCAAGAAGCGUGAGGAGAGGCGGCUGCAGCGCAUGCAGGAGGCCAUGCAGAGACAGAAAUCACAGGACAUCCACGAGGAGAACACAGCCAACCACGUGGACCACCGGCCAGCCACUGAGGAGAAGCCCAUCCAGAAAGAGGUGGCGACCCACGAGGCCCAGAAGGAGAGGGUGGAGGUGGAGGAGAAGAAAGAGGAAAAGAGCACAGUUGUAGAAGAGACAAAAACCACAGAAGAAAAGAAAGAGGAUGAGAACACACCGGCACCUGCAGAAGAAACAGUGGCGGAGACACCAGCACCAGAGAGUUCAACAGCACAGGUGACCGAACAGGAAACUGUGGAGCAGAAAACUGAGGAGGUGGACAGUGCAACAUUAGACUCCAUAUCAAAGCCAGUGGAGGAGCCUGUAACAUCAACAGUAGCAGACAUAGUGGAGGACACACCAACGCCUGAGGUCAAAGAGCAACCAGAAGAAGUGAAGAAGGAAGAUGCUAAACCUGUUGUGGAGACUGUAGAAGAGGCACCACCACCAGCUCCAGUGACUGUACAGGAACCAGAACCACCCAAGGCGAAGGUUGAAGAAAAAAACAAAACUGUCCAUAAGGAACCAGAGAUAAAAGUUGAAAAGGUGGAAGAAAAACCUGCCAAGAAAGAACCUGAAAAUAAGAUUGAGGAGAAACCGCAGCCAGUCAAGAAAGAACCUGAGAAGAAGAUUGAGGAGAAACCUCAGCCAGUCAAGAAAGAACCUGAGAAGAAGAUUGAGGAGAAACCUCAGCCAGUCAAGAAAGAGCCUGAGAAGAAGAUUGAGGAGAAAAUGGAGGAGAAAAAAUCCAAGUGGAAGAGGGAGGAAGAGAAGAAACCUGAGAAGACUGAGGCACCGGUGCCCAAAUGGAAAAGAGAGGCUGAAGAGAAACAAAAGGCCAAAAAAGAGGCUGAGGAGCAGAAACAAGCAGCUCAGAAGAAGGUGGAGGAGAAGCCAGAAGCUCAGAAGAAGGUGGAGGAGAAACCAACAGCCCUGAAAAAGUUUGAGGAGAAAAUGGCGCCAAAGAAAGAGGCUGAGGAGAAACCAAAAUGGAAGAAGGAGAUGGAGGACAAGGCAUCUAAAUUUAAGAAAGAUGAGAAUAUCAAACAGCACAAUGGAAGUCCUUUUGGUGCAAAGCUGAAGAAGGCUGCAGAGAAAACUCCAAGCAGUGGAGCUGGGGCCAAGGAGCCAUUAGAUGACCAGAAGAUGAAGGCCAAGCAGCAGGAGACGGAGGCGGAGCUGGAGGCCCUGAAGAGGAAGAGGGAGGAGAAGAAGAGGCUUCAGGAGGAGGAGGAGAGGCAGAAGAAGCAGGAGCUGGCCGACAAGAAGGCCAAGGAGGAGGAGGAGAAGAAGAGGCUGAAGGAGGAGAUCGAGAAGAGGAGAGCCGAAGCAGCCGAGAAACGUCAGAAAGGAGAGGGCACAGAAGGGGAGGCCAAGGCGGCCUUUAGUGUCGCUGCCAAAGGCUCUUCCUCAAAGAUUGGAGAGAAAGCUGGUUUUCUGAACAAGCAGGCACAGAAGAGUAGCUCAGUGAGGCCGACCCAUAACAUCUCCCCUGUGGUGAUGAUGAACAAGCUGGGCAACCGAAUGGAGCAGUUUACAUCUGCAGCUCAGGGCAGCAAAGAUCCCAAAUCUCCCAAGUCGCCGCUGGCAGACGGAGCAGCAGGGGAGGCUGGCGUGAGGAAUAUGAAGAGCAUUUGGGAGAAGGGCAACGUGCAGAGCCCCACAACGACCCCCGCGGCAGCAGCACCCCAGAAAACUGAGAGCAAGGACUCACCGACAACAAAUGCAGCAGGUCCAGCUGGCCGCACCAACCCCUGGAAGAAGCAGACCCCACAACCAGCCGCCGAAAAGACAGCUCCACAACCAGCCGCCGAAAAGACAGCUGCAGCAAAGCCUGCUGAUACGAAACCGGCUGACGUCACCAAACCACGCAGUCCUUGGGGAAACAAGGUCUCCACCCCAGGCAGAGUGACCCUGUCAGGAAAGAAAUAAGUCAGGAGUUGUCAGUGAAGACAAGCCAUACUUUGGGGCAUAUGAUCAACUGCAACAUCACCACAGUGGCCCCAAGAUGUCAGAAGGGAAGUCAACAGUAAAGGUUCCUUGUGGCGACUAUCCACACUUUAAAAAUGUGUAUACAGUAAAUCUUGAAAUGAGACGGUCAACAACUUCCACAAUGGGAAACCUACUCGAUUACAAAGGAAGGAAAACCUUUUAGUUUACAAGCCAACAUUAUGAUACGGACCUAUGUUUCCUAUGUUGCCCAUAGGAAAAAAAAAUGUUUUCUUUACUUUUCAUUCAGUCAAAGAAUGAUUACGGUUUAGUUUCCAUCCACUGAAGAAUGAUGAAUUGUUUUCGCUGAUCGUGCUUGCUGACUCGUACAGCAUAGCUUGCUGCUUCCUGAUCACGAAGCUGGUGCCAAAGGAUGCUGGGUUGGCACUCUCCCCACUCAACCUGGCACUGAGUUACAAUCAGCAGCAUCUGUCUUUACAUUACUGGCCAAAGCAGCUUAUGGAUUUGCUUAUCAUAAUAAUACGUCUUAAUUCAGUCAUUCCCUACGUUUUCAUAGUCAUUGCAACACUGUAAUUGGCAGCUUUGAAUCGUGCCGUGCUUUGAAUGACAAAAGUAGGUGUGUAUUUCGUCAUUUGUCAGGGCUCUCAACAACAUUGUAUCGCUGCAUAAAAUAGCCACUGGCUACAGUGAUAAUAAAAGCUGCACUCACAACGCACCAUAACUGUAUGUCACACUCACACGCAGAUCUGUAUGUGAUAUAGAGGCUUACAGCAGUUUAAUAUAUUAACAGAAUAAACACUUCUGAAUCUUAUUAUCAAACAAAUCAAUUAUGAAGCUGUGCAGUGGUAUCAGGCUUGAGGCUUUUGUGUCCUAACAAUCGUGAUCGUGAGCACAGAGAGCACUGAUGAUGGCAGCAACUUGAAACGUCUGUCCUACUCUGCUAUGAGAAAAAUAAAAAAAAACUCCUUGUGCUUGACCUUAGUGUCUUAUUUAGUGUGCGAACCUGCUCCUACUCUGAACUAUACUUUUUGGGUCCACUCACCUACUCAUUUUUCUAAACAUCUAGGGCGCAAACAAUACUGUUGCCUCCUGUCCUAACAAUCAAAAUCAUUGAAAGUAGCAUCCCCCAACUCCUAUGUGCCAAUGGGCCUUGAAUGAGUGUGUGUAUUGCAUUACAUUAUGGCAGUGUACCAGGGAUGUCAGUGUGAGUGCUGGUUGUCAAUCAUACGCAGGUGUAGACCUAGACAGACAGCUGCUGAGCUCAUGUAACAGGACCACAAUAGAGCAUCAUAUCUGUGUAUGAAAACAUUCAGAUUACUCUUACCCACAAAACAACACACAUAUCAUAUCUCUCUCUCUCUCUCUCUCUCUUACACACACUAUUCCUGCGUUAUUGAUAGGGGGAAGAGGGCUUUUAUGGAUGCUUGGAUGCUCUAUCCGAGGAAAGGCAUUUUGAGGAAGGGUGUCAGUUUUAUCACCAUGUGUGUGAUGGCUAACUGGGAAACAUCAAGCUCAUCUUACUCUCUUCUUCACUUCUAAAAACGGCAGAAGGCCUUAAAGUUUAUGCUUCUACUACACUACACAUCUUUUUGAUUUAAUAUUGGCCAAGGCACGGACGGAUGGGAAAUGAAUCAGGUCUGACGAAAUGUUGUGUUGGUUACAGACAAUCUGAACAUGAACGUUUAAACUGUACAAACAUGUUGUUUAACAUUCCUUUGAUCUCAUUGUAGAACAUUCAGUAUUUGAGUUGAUUGUAAUGUUUCUCUUGCUUUUGCGCAUCUCACAGAAAAAUAACUCGAUAUUGGCUUUUGCUACUUGUUGAUAUUGAAAUGAUUUUUGUUAUCAAUUAAGCAAGACAAAUAAAUGCAU
Molecule: messenger RNA, 4324 nt
Organism: Engraulis encrasicolus (European anchovy)
Lineage: Eukaryota; Metazoa; Chordata; Actinopteri; Clupeiformes; Engraulidae
Gene: cald1b
Product: caldesmon 1b
Exons: 15
Coding region: 194-2437 (747 amino acids)
Source: RefSeq, a predicted model, not a curated record